GGUUCCACAAAUUCGUUGCUCUUUAAAAUAAGUGAAUUCAGACUGUACAGUCUCAUAGCCGAUUCUGCUGCCUUGCCGUUGAAUCAGGAUCGUUCAAGUUGGAUUUCGGGAUAGGAAGCUAUGUGCAUUAGUGUCACAGUCUGCUGAACUGUAUAUCGAGCUAAAAUUUACUAUUCAGCGCUGAGAAAUAUCUAUACAGAAUUUUCAAGAUGUCCAGCGUAAGCAAAAAAGACAAGUGCAAAAGACUCGACCAACAAAAGGGAACCAUUCAGCUGUAUGAACGCUUGAAUUAUUUGUGCCGUCAUAAUCCGUAUGAUUUCGAACAAGUGCAAAAACGCCUCGGCCAAACAUUGACGCCCCAGGAAAUCAACGAAAUCAUAUAUUGGUCCGUGAAGAAAAAUCGUAUUCAUAUAAUUGAAUUCCUCGUUGAGACAUACGAAGUCAAACUUAUGCCUAUUGACAAGACCGGACAAACAGCAAUUCACAUGGCUGAAAGAAAGGAUUUCAGUGAAGCUGUAGAAAAAUUAAUGCUCAAGACUUGCCUCGAUGAAAAUCGCUGCGAUAGUAAUGGACUUUCAUAUUUACAAAUAGCCUGCUUAAAGGGAAUGUACGAUAUAGUUAAGAAGUUCAUCGAUAUGGGCGUCGAUGCGAAUCUCUCACUCGACCACGCCAUGAUUAAAGGCAUAGUUGAUUGUUCUAACAAAUAUCAUGGAAAAGGAAAAGUGCAGGAUCUUGACGGUGAUAUUGACCCAGAAAUACCCGAGAUAAAGUCUAUAAAAAUUUUCGAAUUACUAUUGAAGUGUGGUGCUGAUCCGAACGUUGAUCCUGAUGAUGGUCGAAACGCUCUGCAUAAACUGAUAACUAUGACUUACAAUAGAGAACCAUCACCUAUAAUAUUUCAUGGAUCAGGCGGUCCUUAUGCCGGUCGUUAUUAUAUUGCUACCCGAAACAUUGGAAAACGUGUGCACUAUAUGAGCUCCGGAGAAAGACAUCUGAAGUACAUGAUGAAAUUACUUUUAGAGAACGGAGUCAACGUCAACGCCAAAGAUAAGUACGGCUUUUCGGCUCUCAACAUAGCCGUGUCUCUCCUGCAAUACGACGCCGUCUAUUUGCUCGUGAAGAACGGUGCCGACGUGCAAAGCGUCACUUUUCAGGAAUUGGGCUACUUCAAUUACGAAUCGCAUUACGAAUUGAAUUUAGAUUUGAUCGAAAGUCUCAUGGCAAUCCUCGAACUUUUGGAAAGUAAAGGAUUCGUCUUGACUGCGGAAGACCACAAGGGCGUGUUGAGAUUUUUAAUGGGGACAAAAAUGAUAAAGGACAGGGAGCUAACUCCGAACGCAUGUGUGUUACUGCUAAAAUCGAAUUUAUUAGAGUCACACGGCUCCGAAGAUAGAUAUGAGUUCACUUUAAAAUUGUUUCUUAAAACUGUUCAAAAGUUCAAUAUAUUCUUGAACGAAGAAAAAAAAAAUUUCUUAUAUAAAUACUUGAAUUCAUCUCCGGAAAAUUUGAAGUCUGAAUUAUUAAUUUUUGAAUUUGAACGUGGGCAAGAAGAAUUCGAUCUUGCAAAAAAGACGAUGAUUAGUGAUAAAAGGUCGCUCUAUGAUCUUUGCGUUGUAAAUGCUAAGAAAAGAUUACAUUACUUGAAAAAUGCUUCAUACAAAGAAUUUUUGGACGAACAAAAUUUUAAUUAUCGCUUUGGUGAUACUGGCAAAAUUAUUAAAGGACUCAUUGUUGAAAGUCAUAGAAGAUCUAUUUUUGAACGCAUAGUCAUGAAAUAUUUUCAAGUAUUGACAUUAAAAAAAUUACCAGAUUUAUGCUGUGAAUUUAUAAUUGAUUUUUUAAGUGUAGAUGAUUUAGCAUCAGUGUAUGAGGCAGUUACAAAUUCGAAAAUAAAAUAUUCAAGGGCACUACACUGGUAAGAAUUCAACGGUUUUCGGAAUUUAAAUAACUUAUUGACCUAAAAGAAUAAUAAAGUAAGAAUCUUGGAACGUUUAGUCAGCUUCAAUGAAAGAUAAUUUUAAGUCACUAAAAUAAAACAUUGUUACAAAUAUAAUUCAAGAAGUUACAUGUUUAUAUACAAUUAGGUGGUAUGUAAAAAACUGUUUUACUCUUAUGAUUAAAAAUCAGACAAAAGUCAAGAAAUUUUAAUAAAAAUGUAUUUUUAAUGUGAA
Trichogramma pretiosum is the source of this 2171-nucleotide messenger RNA. RefSeq names its product ankyrin-1-like. The transcript has 4 exons. Gene Ontology annotation, molecular function: protein binding. The record is from RefSeq and is a predicted model, not a curated record. Bases 210 to 1919 code for a protein of 569 amino acids. NCBI's taxonomy places the organism in Eukaryota, Metazoa, Arthropoda, Insecta, Hymenoptera, Trichogrammatidae.